Molecule: messenger RNA, 339 nt
Organism: Dibothriocephalus latus
Lineage: Eukaryota; Metazoa; Platyhelminthes; Cestoda; Diphyllobothriidea; Diphyllobothriidae
Source: the annotation of a GenBank genome assembly
AUGAACGCAAACGGUCUGCCCGUCCGACGGCAAUCCAAUCAUUUUACUUACCGAUCUGAUUACGCCAGAGUGGCAAGUCGUCUUGUGCCGCAUGAAGGCUGGAACGUUAGUUCCGGUGAAGCACUAAGUCUUAGAAGACCAUCCAUCACUAUAGGCUCCUGUCUGGAUCCCUCCACGCGACGUGCGCAGCAAUCGCUCAACGGUGAUCUGGCGGGUGUGCAACUGCUGUUGGGCCAGAAUGAAGAUCACAGCGUUUCCCGGUGUCUUUCUCAGUGCGGCGAGACACUGCUGUUACCGAAGGCAAACGAGGUUAGUAGAACGUUUUUUUACCAAGACUGA